CCGCCGCAGGCCAUCGCGCGCGCACGCGGCAUCUGCAUCUACUCGUCGAUGCGCUCCGGCAUUGCGCCGCUGGGCGGCUCGGGCGGCGCCGGCAUCGUCAUGGCGCGCCUGCCCGACGGCAGCUGGUCGGCGCCCAGCGCCGUGUCGCCCAACAAUCUCAGCGUGGGCCUGCUGCUGGGCGUCGACUUCUUCGACGUCGUCCUGCUGCUCAACUCCGACAAGGCCGUCGAUGGCUUCAAGACGCACAAGUUCACCGUCGGCGCCGAGACGGCCGUGGCCGCGGGCCCAGUCGGCAGCGGCACGAGCAUCGAGAGCGGCAUGGACCGUGCGCCCAUCUACUCCUAUGUGCGCAGUCGCGGGAUGUACGCCGGUGUGGAGGCCAUAGGACAGGUCUUCUUUGACCGCUUCGACGAGAACGAACGCUUCUACUACCACCCCGGCAUCAAGGCGGGCGACAUUCUCUCCGGCAAGGUGCGCAUGCCGCCGCUCGCCGCCUCGCUGCACCGCGCACUGCGCGAUGCGGAA
This is a messenger RNA of Tilletiopsis washingtonensis, 525 nucleotides long. Its product is annotated as DUF500-domain-containing protein. The annotation marks the transcript as partial. Gene Ontology annotation, molecular function: phosphatidylinositol binding. The transcript has 3 exons. The record is from RefSeq and is a predicted model, not a curated record. NCBI's taxonomy places the organism in Eukaryota, Fungi, Basidiomycota, Exobasidiomycetes, Entylomatales.